AUGAUCAGUGCACUGAAAUGGGAGCAAGAGAAUAUCGGAGCUUUUGGAGGAAACAAGGAUCGAGUGACUGUAUUUGGUGAAUCGGCAGGCGCGAUUGGGAUUGGGACUCUCCUUGUUGCUGGAGGCGGACAAUUUGUGAAACAGCACAAUCUAUUCCAUGGUGCCAUCAUGGAGAGCGGAGCUCCAGCAAGUCUCACUAUUCCCACUGUAUCCGAUCUCCUACCCUCGAUAGAUAUCUUUGCCACAGUAGCAGGCUGUCUUCCAGGCUCCAGUUCCUCGAUGAUAUCAUGCCUUCGUUCAAAACCUUCUGAAUCACUUUACCAAGCAUCACUCGUAACAUUAAAUGCAAGCGACGCGCUCCCUUUCAACCGAGUUGUGGAUGGGUUCUUUUUCAAGAAGGGGGAACGUGCCGCAGGAGAGGUGAGAAGGGGUAACGUGGCAACUGUGCCUAUCAUCACGGGAUGCAAUCUCGACGAAGGGACGUUCUUCGUACCCCACACAUUCAAUAGGGACGUUCACGGCACUCACAACUCGGGCAAAACUACUGUACUAACACGACCAACAACCGGUCACGCGUCACACGAAGGUCUUGGAUUGAAUUAA
Cantharellus anzutake is the source of this 603-nucleotide messenger RNA. Its product is annotated as Carboxylesterase. The transcript is spliced from 3 exons. The record is from RefSeq and is a predicted model, not a curated record. NCBI's taxonomy places the organism in Eukaryota, Fungi, Basidiomycota, Agaricomycetes, Cantharellales, Hydnaceae. The coding region runs from base 1 to 603 and encodes 200 amino acids.